GUGUUUUUCAAACCAGAGUCCGCCGGCCCUCUGCAUCAGCACCAUCAGAGAUGCUAGUUUAAAAAACGCAGGAACCAGGAAUCUGCAUUUUCCAGCUCGGGGCCAACGCGGCUGAAGAACGAGACCCAGUGAGCUGGCUUUCAGCCUGCGGCCAGUUUCCACACGAGCCGGUCGCUUCCGGUUGGCGCCCUAACAUCAUCAGGCAGCGCCGGAAGUACCCUCGCGCUGCCUAGGAGACAGGACGCGGGCCCGGCUGCUGACAGGGCCGGGCCGGCCGCGCCCACCCGGUCGCCAUGGAGCUGCCUCCAGGGCCGCGCGAUGAUCCCUGCGCCUGGGACGAUGACUCGGAGCCGGAGCCGGAGCCUGAUCCCGACGCACAGGCUGAGGCUUACGUGGCCCGCGUGCUCAGUCCUCCGAAACUCGGGCUGGCGCCCUCGCACGCCCCUCCGCUGCCCGCGCCCGCUGUGUCCCUUGGCGCUCUGGAACCGCGGGCCGCGUCCAAGGGCCCGGCGGUGGCGGUUCCGGGCCUGCUGAGCCUUCCUCCGGAGCUGCUGCUCGAGAUAUGCGCCUACCUGGACGCGCGCCUCGUGCUCCACGUCCUGCCGCGCGUGUGCCACGCGCUGCGCGACCUCGUGCGUGACCAUGUCACCUGGAGGCUACGCGCGCAGCGCCGCGUACGCGCGCCCUACCCAGUGGUGGAAGAGGAGGACUUUGACUGGCCAACAGCCUGCAUUGAGCUGGAGCAGCACCUGUCGCGCUGGGCAGAGGAUGGGCGCAGGGCUGAGUACUUCUGCCUGGCUGAUGGGCACUUUGCUUCCAUUGACUCAGUGCUGCUGCUCCAGGGUGGGACACUCUGCCUGUCAGGCUCCCGAGAUCGCAAUGUCAACCUGUGGGACCUGCAACAGCUGGGGGUGGAGCCCAGCCGGGUUCUGGUCAAGGCCCUGGGCACCCAGAAGAACAGCACUCACAAGGGCUGGGUGUGGUCACUGGCGGCGCUGGACCACCGAGUGUGCUCUGGUUCCUGGGACAGCACGGUGAAGCUCUGGGACAUGGCAGCUGAUGGGCAGCAGUUUGGCGAGAUAAAGGCCAAGGCAGCUGUGCUGUGCCUGUCCUACCGGCCUGAUAUCCUGGUGACUGGCACCUAUGACAAGAAGGUGACCGUCUACGACCCCAGAGUUGGCCCGGCCCUGCUGAAGAGCCGGCGGCUGCACUCAAGCGCGGUGCUGGCGCUGCUGGCGGACGACCGGCACAUCAUCUCAGGCAGCGAGGACCACACGCUGGUGGUGUUUGACCGCAGAGCCAACAGCGUCCUGCAGCGGCUGCAGUCCUUUGAUGUGGGCCACAGGUCUCAGAUCACAGGGAUCAAGCACUCCCUGGGGGCCUUGUACACCACGUCCACCGACAAGACCAUCCGGGUGCACGUGCCCACAGACCCACCAAGGACCAUCUGCACUCGAAGCCACCACAACGUGCUGAAUGGGAUCUGCGCUGAGGGCAACCUGGUGGUGGCCGCCUCUGGGGGCCUCUCGCUGGAGGUCUGGAGGCUGCAGGCCUGAGCAGGCAGAUGUGGACGUGGAUCUGCCGGCUGGCAGGCUGGGCUGGAGCCUCCGUUCUCGGGGGGACCUUCCCCCACGCUGGUGCUGCUGCCUCUGCCCCGCCCCACAGGCGUAGGGCACAAGGGGUCCUGGCCACGGUCCGGUGGGGGAGGUCCCUGGGCUGGGCCCCAUGCCAGGGGAGGUGAGGUUUGUGUUUCGGCCAACCCAGGGGGCUGCUCCCCACCCUCGGGCCCUUGUUUGUGUUAUGAUUUGGAUGCCUGCUCUCCCUGGAGAGCAAAGGAGAAAUAAACCUGAUGUACUGGUGCUCCGGCCUGGACCGUGAGCUUGGUGUCACCUGAGGGCUCCGCCCGAGGCUGCUUGGGGCUGGGAUGCCAGGGAUGUGUGUGUGUCUGUGAGUUGGUGUAUGAAAGCCUCAGCGACAGCCACUGCUGUGUGUGUGUGUGGGUGUGCACCUGUGCCCGCCCGAGUGCACUUCAGGGAUCACGUGCGUCUGAGUGUCCCCGGGGAGGCCGGUCUGGCUGUGUGUGUUGUUAUAGUAUUCCUGUCUGUGUAUGUCUGUGUGGAAGAGGGAGACAUUUGAGAACGUGGCACCUGUAUGAUGGCACCUGUGUGUGUGUGU
Messenger RNA from Balaenoptera musculus (blue whale), 2175 nucleotides. It is a transcript of the gene FBXW9, whose product is annotated as F-box and WD repeat domain containing 9. Gene Ontology annotation, cellular component: preribosome, large subunit precursor. The coding region runs from base 294 to 1556 and encodes 420 amino acids. Gene Ontology annotation, molecular function: protein binding. Lineage: Eukaryota; Metazoa; Chordata; Mammalia; Artiodactyla; Balaenopteridae. The transcript has 9 exons. The record is from RefSeq and is a predicted model, not a curated record.